CGGUCCAAACGCACUGCCGCCUAUUUAUUCUGGCAAGCUGCUGCACCUUGAAAUGAAUUUUCUGCCUUCUGGGGUCCCAGAGCUCUAAUGAUCUGUCUGACGUCUUUAGUAAUUAGAGGAUUUUAUUUGUAUCGCGCCACUUGCUUGACGUCUCUCUCUCUCUCUUUUACUCCCUCACUCUCUCCCUCUCCCGGUUAGGCUAGUUUAACCCUCAAGAAGCCACAAAGAACACAGUGGCAGCAUUUUUUUUCCGAAACCAAGCCCCUCAGAAAAAGCUGGUGGCCCUUUAACUGUGCUCUCAGAGAUGCUGGGCGGCUAAGAAUGGAAAUCACAAAAGAGGAAUCUUACACAACAGCUCGCCUGCAGCUGCAAAAAAUCCGAUGGCUUGCGCGCUCCUCAGUUUCCAAGGGAGCGAGCGGCAAUAGAAGAGCAUGCACUGCAGCCUUUGGCUUCUCCUUAUAAUUUGAUUGUCGUUUUGGCUUGGAAUCGCAGGGAAGUGACAUCCUGGCCAGGGAAAGUGUGCGUGCGCGUGUGAGAGAGUGAAAGAGAGAGAGAGAGAGAGAGAGAAGGGGGGUAAAGAAAAGAUGAGGCACAUUGCGUCUCAGAUGCCCCAGUUUCUGUGCUGCAGAAGGCUGCUGGGCACCGGUGCCAGAUGAUUCAUCCCAACGAGUUCCGAGGGUGUUCUUCAUCUUCAGGGAGGCAGGUGGAGCACGAGAGGUGAUGUGCUAGUAGACGGAGCUGCGUUUUGAGAGGGAGCUGUAGAAAUGGCCAGCUUUGGGAAACUCACCAACUAUUUUAAUCAGCGCAAAUCAAGGGAGGAGCUUCGCCUGGGAAGGAAGGAGUCACGUCGAAGUGGCAGCUACUGCUGCAGCGUUUCUGAAGCCAGUUCCCUUGAAAGAAAGACACAACGGCCCGUGCUGGCGAAAUCGCGGACGCUGUCGAGCAUCCCUCAGUCUCCCAUCAUUUCCAGCAAUGACCACUCUGACCUAGUUGGCUGCAGUCAGGAAGCACUCACGUCCAGGAGAAGGCUGCUGUCCAGUGAUAGUGUGGGAGAAAGCCAUGUCCUACCAACGGCAGGAGACUCAUAUCCCACUGAUCAUGAUGGUGAUAAAGAUGUGGAAGUGUGGGGAGUCCAGACAGAGUCCGAGGUGCAUUCCCAGUCUCCAGUCAGGCGUAUGCACUUCCGUGAGGCCUGCAUGCAAAAGAGCUUCUCUGUGGACUACAGCCUGGAUGUGAAAGACUUGGGGACAGCAUGUGUCGGGGACAGCGUGGAGCAAGUGAAAUGCAAGCUGAAGAGAAAGUUUAGCCUGGGUUCUGCUGAUAGGAAGGAUUCUCAACAGAGAAGGUCCUACUUCCACAAGAUGACUCAACAGAUGCGCGACGCACCCCCUGCUCCUACCAAAAAGCCCUCGAGCCCUUUAUCACCAAGCACCACUCGCCGCUUUUACAGAAAUCUUUCUGGGAAGUUUCAUGUGGGUCAUCCUCUCCUGGAAGAAAAAUCUCAGUCAAGCAGAGGUGACAGAGUGCAGCUGCGAAAAUCCACCAUAUUUCAGAGUACUAAGACACUCUUUGAGGCUGUGGAACAGCAGGAAUUAGAGAAUGUGAAAUUGUUACUGCUUCAGUACAGCCCAGAAGAACUGGACCUUAACACACCAAACAGUGAAGGCCUUCUACCACUGGAUGUCGCCAUUAUGACCAACAAUGUGCCCAUGGCUAGGAUCCUGCUACAGGCUGGUGCCAAGGAGAGUCCACAUUUUGUCAGUUUGGAGAGUCGUGCACUGCACUUGGCAACGCUUGUCCGGGAAGCAGAACAAAGAGUGAACGACCUGACUGCACAGGUGCUAAACCAAGCACCCACUGAGCAAGACGACUUUGAGAAACAGAAGCAGCUAAACGCAUGGGAAUGGCGUCUCCGGCUAUUCAAGAGAAUGCAAGCAGGAUUCGAACAUGCGCGCCCACCUGAAGCACCCAGCAAUGUCCGUCUUUCUGUCAGCAGCAUCUGUAGCUUGACUGUCAGCUUUCAGGAACCUGUCCAUGUUAAUUCUGCAGUAGUGACCAAGUAUCGCGUGGAAUGGAGUCGUGCGCCAUUGUUCUCUUCUGUCUUGGGUGAAGCCAUCAUUGACAAGUUGAACAUUCUCCAGUACACCAUCUCGGGACUGACCACUGGCUCUGAGUACUAUGUAAGAGUUUCUGCAUACAACAUGAAGGGAUGGAGUCCUGCUCAGAACUCUCUUCCAGCUUGUGCUGCUCCAUCCAACUGGAGGGAGAUUGAUGGACGAACACCAAGAGACAAAGGGAAGAAAGAAGCUUUGGAGCAGCUACUCCAGCAGGUUAAAAAUUCCCAUCAGCAGGGCACAUGUCAGGAUGCAUCCAAAGCCCAAUCCCAGACCAGAAAGCACUCUGUUUCAAAAAGUCUAAGGUAUCUCUUCCAGCCAGCCAGCAAGUACAUCAAAACUCUGAAAAGGGGUUUAUAUUUUACAUCAAUAAUUUAUCGGGAUGGUAAUGUUCUGGUAACACAAGAAGAGCAAAUCCCUAUAGUGGAGAUGGAUGACUCCUACUCAAGUUCCCUUAUGCAUGACUUCCUGUGGUUCACCAAGGUGUCCUAUUUGUGGCAGAACAUUCUGUGGUUACGUCAGUGUAUUAGUAGCUCCCUGUCUUCCUGCUCUUGCACCCUUCAGACCCGCCUCAAGAUGCUUCAGGCAGUCUUCCACUUCCAGGAAAUGCUGGGAAUCCAAGACUUGGGGCAGGUUUAUUUUGAACCUUUGAAAGAUAAACAUGGAAAUGCACUUAUUGUUACAAUACAGGAACUUGGUUCAAAUCAGAUUGUGGAAAACAUGCGCUGGAUAAAACUAAGUAAACUCCAGAUGCAGAGGAAAUCUAUUUCUUCUCCAGAGGAACCCACUGCCCUGGACUUGCUGCUCAUCACUUUGAAUGAAAAAAUAAGCUACCACCAGCACAGCCAGCAAACUCUAUCACCGGGUCUCUACCUUGGAUAUGUAAAAUUAUGCAGUUCAGUGGACCAGAUAAGAGUUUUGGUGUCACAGAAACUUCCCAAUGUCCUCUGUAAUGUCAAGAUCCGGGAAAACCACAAUGUCUCCCGAGAAGAGUGGGAUUGGUUACAGAAGUUGAGCACUCUGAAGAGCUCCACCUUGACAGAGACGAAUGCGGAUGGUCCACACAGCUACUUCCUUCAAGACAUUCAAGCUGCUGCUAAGACUCUAAUUGGUCAAAUCAGUGCCUCAGACACUCAGGUACAGAAUUUUCGCAUCUACAGCCAAGAGGUCCUGGAAUUUGGAAAUCGAGUGUCUUUUCUCCUGCUGCUUCCUUCCUCAGAUGAAGUAUGCACAGCUCCUGGCCAGAAUAACCCAUACGCACUCCGGUCAGGAUUUCUCACCCUUCCCCUUCAGAUUUUUGAGCUUGUCCACUUCUACACAUACAGUCGUGAGUUCAUUGUUCAGUACUGCUGCAUAUCUGCCUGGUUGGAACUGGAAUCCCUGGUGUCCCAGCAGAUGUUGCGGGAGGCCUUCUCUGAAACAGAGCUUACAGCAGCUAAGGAGAAGCAUCAGCAAGUCCAAGACCAACUGCAGCACAUGGAAGAUGUUUGGAGGCAGAUGCGUUGGAUAAUGGAUGUGCUACAGUAUGCAAGGUACAAGCAACCCUAUGGUGGUAUUCCAUUGAUAGAUAUAAUAGGCUUCACAAAGGCUUCUCUGAUGGAAAUCCCGUGCUGCACUUCAUCUCAACUGGACUUUGUGCCUUCUCCAAUACCCUCCCCAGAGACCCAUCACAAGUACACCGCAGACACUCAUGCAAUUUCAGAAGAUGAAGAAUCUUGUGAAGUCUUUCUGGCACCAGACAGCGACUGUCAUUUGUGUCAUGCACAAAGCACUAGACAGAUAGACCUCCUUUCUUCCUCUCAAUCCUCCUCGUCCACUGCAGCACAAGUGACCAGUAAAAGAGAAGAUAAAAUGAGAAGCAGUGCUCCUGAUGUACUCAGUGGUCACAAACUUCAAGUAGCUGCCUCAGAAAAUAAGAAAUGGCAACCAGAAUUAUUCGACAGCGAAUUCAUCCUUCCAAGUCGUCAAAUAGAACUGCUGCGCAUCACUGAAAAGAGACAAGCAUUUUGUGUGCGCACCAGCAGUCUGAAUUUACCACCAGCCAGUCCAGAGUCUGAAUGGUGCAGGGCUCACCAUUCUACAGGUGACCUUGAUCUGAAGCCAGCCCUAGGACCUGACAAUAUGAUCCCUCCACUACUUCCAAGAACAAGAGCAUCGGAAGAGGAUACCAGCGGCUUCAUUGAGUCUUCAGGCAAUGGUCGCUUUGGAAAGAAGUGCAGUCAUGUUACUUUACGAGUCUAUCCUCAGUAUAGGACGGGACUGUCUAAGGAAACAAGUGUAAAGCUCUGCGUCACUCGAAAGACCUCAGCAAGGAAGAUAAUAAGACUGGUGGUUCAGGAAAUAAAUGAGGUUUCCAGGCAACUAUUGGGAAGCCUGGAUGAAUACACCUAUAGUGGUGAUCAACUGGACCACUUUGGCUUGGUGCUGGUUCUGGAUGACAAAGAGAAGUGGCUGCAAGAUGAAUUCCAGCCUUUAGCCCUGCAAAACCCCUGGACUAGAGGGAAGCUUUGUGUGCGCAUCAAAGAGUACUCCCCCCUGUCCAGCAAGGGAAGCCAAGCAGCCACUGUGUGAGACUGCAAAGAAAAAGUUUGUUUUGUAAAAAGAAGUAUUUUUUUAUUUACCAAAGAGCCAUGAACAAAUAUUUAUUGUUUUAAAAGCCCAUUGCAGGAUAACAAAAACUUAAUGCAGAUACAUUGUGAAAUGAAAAUAAAACAGCAAUAUGAAUUUUGUCUCCCUGUUCAAUCUUUAUGAUAAUUUAAAAAUGUAAAAACUCAACAGCCUCAAGACUUUCCCUUAUGUUCCAGUUUUGCACAGCCACCUCUCUAUCUUAUUUGUUUUACAUCAAUUAUUAAGCCAUGGUUUUAGCAGGAAACUGCCUUGAAACCAAGCGGGUUUUGUGCACUUGGGCGUUGCAGUUACUAUGCAGGACUCAGAAGGAAUACACAUCAUGUGCUGUUGGUUGGAUUUCCUCCCUUUUAUCGUGUGCUAUUUGUUGAGCUGUUUAAAAUGUUUUCUGACUACUGAGGUUUAUUUUAAAAAUGAUGGACUGUAGUUGCAUCAAUGUUUUGUAAAAAAGUCUUUGAAAUAUACUUACUAUUGUACUUUCUCUUCCACUUGUUUACAGUCUCAUCAUAUCUGAGGAUAAAUAAAUUCUCUCAAUUCAUUUUAAAUAAUCUGAUUUUGUUAUAUCUGGCACAGCAGUACCAAUAAA
Polypterus senegalus (gray bichir) is the source of this 5325-nucleotide messenger RNA. RefSeq names its product ankyrin repeat and fibronectin type-III domain-containing protein 1 (gene ankfn1b). Gene Ontology annotation, cellular component: spindle. Gene Ontology annotation, biological process: establishment of mitotic spindle orientation; signal transduction; regulation of establishment of bipolar cell polarity. The transcript has 22 exons. Gene Ontology annotation, molecular function: protein binding. Lineage: Eukaryota; Metazoa; Chordata; Cladistia; Polypteriformes; Polypteridae. Bases 765 to 4685 code for a protein of 1306 amino acids. The record is from RefSeq and is a predicted model, not a curated record.